Esox lucius (northern pike) is the source of this 8324-nucleotide messenger RNA. Its product is annotated as BRD4-interacting chromatin-remodeling complex-associated protein. Lineage: Eukaryota; Metazoa; Chordata; Actinopteri; Esociformes; Esocidae. The record is from RefSeq and is a predicted model, not a curated record. Gene Ontology annotation, cellular component: SWI/SNF complex. The transcript is spliced from 15 exons. Gene Ontology annotation, biological process: positive regulation of DNA-templated transcription. Bases 738 to 6023 code for a protein of 1761 amino acids.
UUUUAUUGAAGACUGUCACUCAAUAUUGUUGGCUCCAUCUACGAAAUAACAAUUAGUGACAACCGUUUGAACCUGAUGGAACGCUGAAAAUGGGACACGUAUUUACAUUGGGUUUCCAUAGCCAUCCAACUAAUGAAUAAUUAAAUCGCACUGUGAUCAUAAUGGAGCAUUAUUUAUCCAAGAGAGCGGGGAUUUUUGAAGCAGCGUUUGUAAAACGCCAGACGAGAUGAGCACAAGAGAGAGCGCACGCACUGAGCAUCCUCACCUCUACUCUCCUCUACCACUGAAGGACGUAGCGGCAGCUGAGACACACUGCUGCUGCCGCCUUCUACUAUUUUCUACCUUUGUGUUCUGAUCAGCUCUCUCACUCUUGUUUCGCACCCACCCCUGUUCCCCCACCCCUUUCUCUUAGCAUCUCAAAAGACCACUGAGUGAGAAUCGAUGGCGCAGAGGCCCGCCUUGCUGACAGGACAAUAAACCACAAAAGGAGAAGGGGCCCUGCGAAGCAUUGUUGCGCUUCACUGUGAGACCCCGCGGUGCUCCAGUGAUGCCCAGGCUGACGGAAGAGUUGCCCCAGAGUCCUGCCUCUGCAGCUGGGUGCCCACCUGGACAGAGCCCCUGAAGACACUGGAGCCUCUGAAAUCCUGACCCCUCGACCCUGACCUCAGGGUGAAGCUUUCCAUGAGGCCCCCGCGAGAAGUCCCUGACCCCUGACCCCUCGACCCUGACACCUCUGCAUGGGGCGCCCUGCGUAUGAACUAGUUGACAUGGAGGAGGAAGACGGGACGUGUCUACUUGAUGUUUUGUGUGAUCCUCAAGCCUUGAAUGACUUUCUUCAUGGGACCAAUGAGCUGCAGAAUGAAGACCUUCUCAUUGCCUGUUCAUCUGGGGAGCCUUCCUCCCUCUUCACUGACACCCCGAGCCCUGUGUCUCUGUUGGCAGAUGACAUCACCAGCUCUGAGGACACACCCCCUGCAGGAUGCAUGGACCUAUCCUUCCUGGAGGAGGCUCUUCUGGGUUCACCCGAGGGAGGGAAGGGAGACACGGAGGAGGAAGGGGAGCAGGAGGAGGAGCAGCAGGAGGAGGAGAUGGCCUGUGACAUCCUCCAGCAGAGUCUCCAGGAGGCUGACAUCACAGAGCACACCAUGGCCCUGGAGGCGGGGCUCAUCCAACCAGGACCAGGAGAAGGCCACGCCCAGUCCCUCUACACGCCCAGCCCGCCUGGCCCUGCACUGCUCCCUCCUCCCGCUGCUGUGCCGUUCCUCUCCAAACCCCUACCUUUCCCCCAGCCUCACCAGGCGCCCCCCACCUUGCCCCCCAUGCCCCGGGAUACCCAGGCAGCUGUGGAGCCUCCCCAGCCCUCCCUGCUGGCGGUAGGACCAGGCUGCCCCUCCCUGAAGCCUGCUAUUACCCAGCUGAUGGGACUUCUCCCCGGAAAUGUCUUCCCUGCGCCUCCCCCAGAGACCUCCUUCUCCCUGACCCCUGCCCAGGCUUCCAGCACCUCCUUCUCCCUCAUACAGAAGGCAGUUCCUAGCCUAACAGGGCUUACGGGGCACCCCUUGUUGGCUCCAACCAUCAGAGGGGCUGCUGCUCCUGGGAUCUUUCUCCAGAGAGGGCCCCUGCCCAUUCAACCCAAACUACCUAUCAGCAUCCAGCCUCGAUUGGUUCAGAUCAGCCCCAAACCUCCUGGACCUCCAGGUCAGAACACCUCCCCAGGCCUAACCUUCCUUCCUGGGACACCAUCGUCAAAUAUCCUCCUGUCCCCCCCUCCUCUGUGUUCCAAGCCUAUUCCCCAGCCACCUCCCCAGCAAGCCCCCCACCUCAACGCCCCCCACCUCACCAAACCCCAGCCGCUCAGCCUGCAGCUCGUCAGCCAGGGGGGAGGAUCCUUCCUGAUCCAGCCCCAAGGUCUCUUCCAUGGCCAGAACCAGUUCCUGUUGCCCAGCCAAUCCCCCGUCACCCUGUCCCAGCUCCCUGGCAGCGCAGCGCGGCCGCUGUUCACCCCGGGCCGCCAGGGGGCGCCGGUCCAACCGGUCCAGGGUGUCAGCCCCUCCGCCGGCCACCACCUGUUGGAUGGCUCCCAGAUACUGACAGCCGUGCCUCACCACCGGCAGCUCAACUUCAGCCCGCACACAGUCUUCACCACCGCCACCCCCUCGGGGCAACUGUCCCUGCGCCCGGGCACCCUGCUCUCUGGGCCCCUGCAGCUGCAGACGGGCCCCCCCACUGUCUUCCAGAUGCCGACCCAGCUGGCGGGGGCCUACGCCCCUCAGAGGGCCCAGGGCCCGGGGGCUCCGGGGCGGCCACAGCAUGCCACCCUGCUCCACAGCCCAGCUCUGGGGAACAUCGCCCUGAUGCACAGCUCCGGGAUGCAGCUUGCCUCCAGCCACCCAGACAGUCACAUGACUUCCAUCUCCAUCCUCAACGCCCCUCCUGCUGUAGUACAGGCCAUGCCCUUCACCCCGCAGACCGCCAGGCCUCUAGUGGGCACGACGGAUGGACAGAUCAGCGUCCAGCAGGCCUCUGUGGUGUUGCUGCCUGACAGAGCUGGCCCCGGUGAGAAGGGGGACAAUUCGCCACACGUGAUCCAGUCGAGCAAGCAGCCUUUCCAGCAUCAUGCCUCACCACAGCCCUCCACCGCUGAGCUCCAGGCCGCUUCUCCUGUACUGACGCUCCUUGAGGCCCUUCAAGCCCUGGACCCACCCGGGACACUACCCAAACACCUACUGGAUCCGGCAGGGUCGCAACCCAAACAUUUCCUGCACCAGACCGAGACUAAAUCAGGGGUGGAGGAGAUUCACAGCACGGUCACGCACAACCAGUCCCAGGACUUUAUCCAUCAACUGCAGCAGCAAGCACUUACUUCUCCAAGCCCCAUCCAAUGGCCUGAGGUCCUGGCUGGGACCGUAGCCCUGUCUGGGCAAGACCCCGAUACCUCCCCUCUGGCCAGUGAGAUGACAGCUGAGCCCCCUCCACCCAUCCAGCCAGUGGUUCUCCGCCAGGCAGCAUCCCUCUCAAUGCCCUGCCCCAGUAUGGUGCUGGCCUCUCCACUACACCCAGAGACAGAGGAGGCCAACCUGCCUGGCGAGUCUCCAACCCUGCUAUGCGCGUCUCCACCUGGGCAGGGUUUAGGGUCAACACCCCAACCGGAGCGAUGCUUAGAGACGACUUCCAAACAAGACAGUUUUACUUCUCCAUUGGGACUACCGGGGCCUGGAUCUGGGCCUGGAAUUACUGGAGGCCAAACACAGACUGGCGUUUACAGAAGCCCCUCCCCUUUGUCUGUCAGACCCUACCCACAUCCCAACAGCAACUCCCCUCAGGUCCAUCCUGCAGUGUUCGGCAGCCCUAGCUCUUCCACCUCUCCUCUAGCUGCUUCUGUGCCUCAGGAGGAACAGCCUGACCACCUUCUAGAAACUCUUCAGGAGGAACAGCCUGACCACCUUCUAGAAACUCUUCAGGAGGAACAGCCUGACCACCUUCUAGAAACCCUUCAGGAGGAACAGCCUGACCACCUCCUAGAAACUCUUCAGGAGGAACAGCCUGACCACCUUCUAGAAACCCUUCAGGAGGAACAGCCUGACCACCUCCUAGAAACUCUUCAGGAGGAACAGCCUGACCACCUUCUAGAAACUCUUCAGGAGGAACAGCCUGACCACCUUCUAGAAACCCUUCAGGAGGAACAGGCUGACCACUUUCAAAAAACAGUUCACGAGGAACAGCUUGACCCACUUCUAGAAACCUCUGAUGAGGAACAGCCUGACCACCUACAAGAAACUUUCCAGGAGGAACAUCCCAACCAUCUUCUACCAACUCCUCUGGAGGAACAGUCCAACCACCUUAUAGAAACUACUCUGGAGGAACAUCCCAAACACCUUCUAGAAACUACUCUGGAGGAACAUCCCAACCACCUUCUAGAAACCUCUCUGGAUGAACAGCCCAACCACCUUCUCAAAACUCCUCUGGAUGAACAUCCCAACCACCUUCUAGAAACUUCUCAGGGUGAACAGCCCAAUCACCUUCUAGAAAAUCCUCUGGAGGAACAUCCCAACCACCUUCAAGAACCUUCUCUGGAGGAACAUCCCAACCACCUUCUAGAAACAUGCUCCAAUGGUGAGGUGGACCAGGCUAACCAGCACCAUGCUGUACAACAGCACAUAGAGCAAAGCACUGUCUUGGCCAUGGAUAUGGAGAGACAAGUCUUUAUUGAUGUCCACCCACCUUCUCCCAGACUCCAUGGAAACCAGGGGCCUCAAGGGCCCCAAACCCACAGAGACCAGGACCAGAGGCCCCAAGCCCACAGCCAGUAUAACCAGGGUUCCCAGGCUCACAGCCAAUACAACCAGGGGCCCCAAGUUCACACCCUGUAUGGCCAAGGGACCCAAGCCCACAGCCAGUAUGACCAGGGGACCCAAGCCCACAGCCAGUAUGACCAGGGGCCCCAAGCCCACAGCCAGUAUGACCAGGCGCCCCAACCUCACAGCCAGUAUGACCAAGGACCCCAAGCCCACAGUCAGUAUGACCAGGGGCCCCAAGCGCACAGCCAGUAUGACCCGGGGACCCUUGCCCAAAACCAGCAUGACCAGGGGCCCCAAGAUCACAGCCAGUACAACCACAGGCCCCAAGCCCACAGAGAGCAUGACCAGUGGCUCAGAGCGGUCCAGACAGCCCAGCAGAUGAGGGUGAAGGUGGCUGGCCCGGUGGCUGUAGAGAGAGAGCAGAGGUACACUCAAGCUAUGCGCAAGCACAGGUUCCAUCAGCAGCUUUGGCAGGACCAGGAAGUGGUCAAGAACCCCCAGACCUGUUCCUCCUUCUCGUCCGUGGAGGAGGCUGUGACCCACCUGUUACCCUACCACACCUGUGCCAGACACCUGCCGGGCCUGGACCACUUCGAUGCAGUGGAUGAGCAGUUUGACUCUGUGUCAGGGUUUCUUCUGAAACGCACCAAGGACAUGCUCAACAGAUACAGACAGUUGCUGCUGGGGGAGGCACUGCAGGUAAUGCCAUCGGCAGAGAUGGUGAUGCUGGAUCGUCUGUUCCUUCAGUCCGAGAGGUUUUCCCUGGCGGAGGACAGGAAGAUGGCCCGCAGGGAUCCAGAAUCCUUCCUGAUGGCCCUGCAUGCAUCCGAGUCCCCCAGCGCUGGGUCGUCCCGUGUGGGCCUGGAUGUGUCCAGAUGCCCCCCAUCCAAUCCUGCCUGGACCAGACUCUCAGACCGGCCGCCGGGACUAAGGACUUACUGCUCCUCCAGUCGCGGUGGCCUCAGGCUUACAAUAAAACACCAGUCUGGAUCUCGGAAGGUUAUUCACAACUCAGCAUGCGACACCAUGCAGCACAGCGCCCCCUCUGCUCACAAGCGGGACUACAGCGGGCAGCCGAACAAUGGGAGCGGUGUUCUGAACGAACAGAACCUGCAGGGCUCCUCCCAUAGAACCUCUUGCCUUGCGAUCGGUGAAAUCACGUCAAAAGGGGCCCCGCCCCCUGAUGCGAUAGACGUCCCACAUGUUGCCUGUGACAACGGCAGGACCACCGUCCCGCCAACAAAGACGGCAGGGCUGGACUCACAAUAUGGAAGUGUCUCUAACACCCAUACUACUCCGAGCUUAGAGCGACAGACUGACUGCCUACAGCAGCCGUCUCCAGACCAAGAGAUGAGUGCCCCUAAGCUGAAACGUUUCCGGCCCACGCCUCAAGACAUCCCUUUCCAAGAGGACAGACCGAGCCCUCGUCCCAAGCCUCCAGACCUCACAUCUAAGGCAGGCGGACCCACAUCUCCAGAUCUCCUUUGUCAGGCCUUGCAGCCCGGCUACAGACUAGAGGCUUGUCCUGGCGCCACACCGCCCCACCUAGGGGAAAAUGCCCUCAAUGAACAUUUGCAGAGUGCCAUUAACAGCAUCCUGGAGCUGCAGCGCUUGCAGGGUCCCACAGCUGCAGGUCAGCCCCGGCUCCAGGGGGCGUGCCAGACCACAGGCCCCACCUCAGCACUGGACCAGGCCCUCACCAGCAUCCUUCAGGGGCGUCUAUAGCAACACUCGGAGGGAGGGGCUUAUAAAGCAACGUAGGCUGUUUAUCAAUAUUUCUUUCCUUGAUUACGCGCCUCGUCAAAACACGAGGGGGGGGGGGGGGGGUAAACAAGGAGACAAAUGAGGAGGGGGAGAAGGGAGCGGACAGGAAGCACCCAAACACAGACAGACACUCUUCUAGAUGUUGCAUACUUUAUUUAAUGUACAUGUUUGUGAGAUUAAUUCUAAUUCAAUAUGAUAGAUAUUGUUAGAUAGUCGUAGUUUGAGGACUUUCAGAAAUUCCUCCAUGAGCAAAAUACCUUGAAAUUAAUAUUUAAAAUAUGUAUUUUUGAUUUAUAAGAUGUUGAGACAACAUUUUGAUGUGUCACUCAAUGAUUAACAUCAGCAUAUUUAUAAGUAGUUGUUAGACCAAGAAACAGAAGGACUAGACUGAGAUUAUUCAUUUGAUACUUAAAAAAAGGUUCAGUUCAAUUAAAAUACACUGUAGAAACGACAUACAGUGUAUUUAUUUCAAUAAUCUGUGCCAACUGUGUAAAAACCGAGCAUUGGAUUGAUCAAGAGCAGAAAGUGUGUGUGUGUGUGUGUGUGUGUGUGUGUGUGUAUAUAUAAUUUCUUGAUGUGAAUCUUUGUGCCUGAGGCUUGGUGGGGGGGGGUUAAUGAUUCUUAGAUAGUGUGUGAGUGAAUCGGUCAGACAGUAUUUUAAGAAACGUCCUGAAUGACCUGAGGAUGCAUUCAUCCAAACUGACAGACUCCGGUUCAGAUUGUCGUACCCCAAAGAAACAAUGUUCAUCCUGAAUACACCAGCAGCCAAUGGCAGCAUUGCGCCAAUGAUGGAGCAUGGAGAAAAGAGACAACAUUCACCUUUCUAAGCAAUCUCUUGGAUGCGCUCGAUCGGAAAUUGCUGGAGGAUGUAAAAGAUGCAGUAGUUGGUUGGACGAGUGGAUGUUUUUCAUUCACGCUGGACUAAACAAGGGUGGGUCCAUUGCUAAAUGGGCUGGUCCAUUCUUUUGCCCGGUAGACUUUCCUAACUUGAGAUUUUAAUGAUGAUGAUGUGGGGGGAAAAUGGGCUGGUGUGUUUAAAAUGCCAGGUCCGAUUUCUGGUCCAAGUCCACUGCUGAAUCUAGCUGUCUUUAAUGUCUUUAACUUUUGUUUUAAGAGAACAGCUCUCAAACAUCUUUACAAGUCUGCACUGAGAGGAGGGCCACUAUUCCGCAGUAUUGUUGCAGCCCUUUCAAAUCAGGCUCGUACCAAAAUGGCUAAAAAUGGCUAAACUAGCCAGAAUACACACAUUUUCGGAACUCUUGUGCCUGGUUAUGAAGAAUUUCCCUGAGGCUAAUUGAACAGGCCCAGCUGGCCACAACUCGCCUGUAAUGCCAGGUAAUCACAUGGCCUGCUGCCACACAGUAAGUAACAGCCUCUGUAGUGCACUACUUUAACCAGCGCCCUAUAGGGUGCCAUUUGGGAUGCAGAAUAUCUAUUACUGGCCAGUUAACUUGCCGCAUCACGGCUCCAGAACCAAUCACACGGUCUGGCUCUGAUCUGGACCUUUGAGCAGCCUCGGACCAAAAAACAGACUGGAAGAAUCAUAAGCUUCAUUUAGUGUAACCACAGAAUUAGGCUGUUUUUUUAUUACUGUUCAUCAGUGAACUUUUCUAAUAAUAAGAAAAACAAACAGAAAUGUGAUUAAUGUUAAAACAGUUGCUGUGAAGCAACUUCAUUUGGUUUGUACACUUGACAAUCGAUGGUUUAUGUUUCACACAAUUCUAUUGGCAAUACUUUUGUGUUUUUUUGUUAUAUGUUGGUCUUUAACUAUACACUGCAUCAGCUAAUGUUUUAAUGGCCACCAAAAUGAGGGUCCUGGAAUUGUGAAAGCACUGUAACUCAGAAUAGGAAAGAACAAAGUUAAACUCAAUACAUUUCUUUGCUUAAAUAUGACUGGGAGUCAUCUAUUCUAUAUCAUAGUUCUAACUCACAGUUGAAUGGAGUUUGAUACAGAGUGACAUGCAGUGUUCAUAGAACACAGCCUUGCUAAGGAAGAAUAUAUACUGCAUUAAUGAUUAAAUACAAUUGUGAUCGUUAAAGUUCAUGACUGAGGAUGCACUGAGAAAAAACACAUUGUCCUGUUUGAAUUCAAUAAUAGUUUGUAGUAGAGGCAACACUUCUGCUUAUUGAGCCACGUCUGAUUUGUCUUAUUUACUGUAAUGCAUUUUGUUGUUUUGAUGGAGCUGUGACACUGGGGGGUGUGACCAGGUCCCACCCUAUCCUAAAUGCACUACUUUAGACCAGGUCCAGUGAGGCUCGGAU